This is a messenger RNA of Solanum dulcamara, 2218 nucleotides long. RefSeq names its product glycosyltransferase-like At2g41451. The record is from RefSeq and is a predicted model, not a curated record. NCBI's taxonomy places the organism in Eukaryota, Viridiplantae, Streptophyta, Magnoliopsida, Solanales, Solanaceae. The transcript is spliced from 11 exons. Gene Ontology annotation, biological process: response to abscisic acid; cellulose biosynthetic process. The coding region runs from base 25 to 1827 and encodes 600 amino acids.
AUAAAAUUUCAAUCGAUAAUCCUUAUGGAAUUAUCCCAAUUGACGAUGAGAGAUUACAUGAAUUCGGAAUUAUCAAAGCAAAAAAUGUCUCCUAUAAAGCUUCAGUUUCAACUCUGCAUGAACCAUCUCUCUCUGUGUAUAUAUAUACAAAAAAAAAAAAAAACCGUUUCUUAUAGAAAUUCUUCAUUUUCUUUGAAUUCUCCAAUGGCGGGUGUUUUCUCUACUCUAAAACCCACCACCAUUUCUUCUUCUUCUUUUUUGUUUCAAUCAUCCUCUGUUUUUGCUUCUCGUUUGCUCUAUUUACUCACAAUUAUCUCCCUAUCGCUUGCCGCUUUCGCUUUCGUUCUUCAAUGGCGUGGUGGGUUACCCGACCCGAGUAGCCGAUGGAUACCCGAAGAUGAUCCAGAUAAGUUUCGGGGCGUGGGCGGGUCGAAACCCGUACGUGUAUCGUCUUCUUCCUCUGGUUGUGAAGAUAUCCUUGGACAGAGCCGUACGCCUUCGUUUCCGUAUUUCAGGGAUUGGAAGUUUAAUUCCGGGUCUUCUUCAUCCGAAUCGGAACUCAGGCCCAAGAUAUCAAUCACUACAAGUACGUCCGCUGGUUUAGAGCAGAUCCUACCCUGGAUGUUUUAUCAUAAGGUUAUUGGCAUAACAAACUUUUUCCUGUUUGUGGAGGGAAAAGCUGCAUCUCCCAAUGUAUCUAAAGUGCUAAAAUCCAUUCCGGGAGUAAGAGUUAUAUAUAGAACAAAAGAGCUAGAGGAUGUACAAGCCAAAAGUCGGAUUUGGAACGAAACUUGGCUGGCUGGAUUCUUCUACCAACCAUGCAACCACGAGUUAUUUGUUAAGCAGACUCUUAACAUGGAAAUGGCCAUCGUCAUGGCAAGGGAAGCUGGUGUGGACUGGAUCAUUCAUCUUGAUACCGAUGAGCUAAUACAUCCAGCUGGAACUAGUGAGUAUUCUUUACGGAGACUUCUGGCAGAUUUACCCAAAGAUGUUGAUAUGGUCAUCUUUCCUAAUUAUGAGAGCAGUGUUGAGACAGACGAUGUGAAAGAACCUUUUAGUGAAGUCUCGAUGUUCAAGAAGAAUUAUGACCAUCUCACAAAAGAAACGUACUUUGGAAACUACAAGGAAGCUACUCGUGGUAAUCCUAACUACUUUUUGACUUAUGGAAAUGGCAAAUCAGCUGCACGAGUUCAAGAUCAUCUUCGUCCUAAUGGUGCUCAUAGAUGGCACAACUACAUGAAAAGUCCAAAAGAAAUCAAACUGGAAGAGGCUGCUGUUCUACACUACACAUACCCCAAGUUUUCAGAUUUAACUUCACGACGAGAUCGUUGUGGAUGUAAACCUACAAAAGAAGAUGUGAAAAGAUGCUUUAUGCUAGAAUUCGACAGAGCUGCUUUUAUAAUAGCUUCAACUCUGACGGAGGAGGAGAUGCUUCGCUGGUACCGUGAACAUGUUGUUUGGACAGAUAAAACACUCAUCCGGAAGCUUAUCAAGAAGGGCAUAUUGACGCGCAUAUAUACUCCCAUGGCCAUUAUACAGGGUUUGAAGGAAUCUGGCAUUUUCGUUUCUGUUAUUGCUUCAGCACAUAGAGAUAUCAUAAAAGAAGAGUCAUUAUCUUCUACUGGAAACAGAAAUGCUUCCACAUAUCCUCAUAUUACUGACACUUUUCCGAGAAAGAUGGGUCGUAUAUUGGAACCUCAAGCAACUACAAGGAAAUUCCUGGAAUUUAGCGGAACUGAUCGUCCAGCAAUUCCACCCGAAUCACCUCCUGGCAUGGAUGGAAUUCUCACCUAUACAAAAUACCUUCUGAACAAUAGUUCUUCUUGAAGAAGUAUACUUAUAUACCCUUGGGGAAAUAGCUGUACAUGAGUUGUGUCAUACUGGAAAUUGGUUUCCAUAGAAUUGUUCGAGUAUCUAGUCCAGAAUUCAGACUCACACCUUAGAGUCACUUGGAAUCAUAGAGAAGUAUUCUUCAUCUUUUUCUACCCCAAUGAGAGCUCGGAAUUUUUUGAAAGUUCGAUAUGUAUACAUGACAAAAUGCUUUGGAGAACGAAAAUUUUAUUCAUGGGGUACAUUUAUCAGUUUAGAUGUACAAGAAUAGAUCUCUUCCAUGCCUCAAUCUUUCAAUGAUUUUCUUACUUUUUACUCGUGUGUACUGUCUGUCCGCGAUUGAGCUGUUUUUUCUUUAUUCAGUGUGGAACGACUAUAUUCGAUUCUA